GGGGUGCCAUGAGGCGGGGCUGAGGCCGGGCCGAGGCCGGAGCGGGAGCGGCACCGGGACGGACACGGAGCCCGGCGGCCCCGGCCGCCGCGCCAUGCGAGCGGGCUGAGUGGCGGGCAGGGCUGGGGCAGGCAUCGAGCGGCCCGCGAGCGCCGGGGGACCGCCUCUGUUUCUAGCUCUGCCUGUAACCUUUCACUGGAGCCGUGACACCAGAUGCUGCCGCUCUGCCUGGGCCCAGUCACGGAGCAGCUGGGAAGGUUUCUGCAGCCCAGCCCCUUCUACCUUUGGUUGCUUGCUGGGCAGACACUGUUAACACUGUCUGCAGCAUGUAGAAAGUGGACUGGACUCCAGGGAUGCUUGUGCAGAGGUGGCAGGAUCCAAGGUGCUGGUGUCUUGCCCUGCCUGGAGCCUGAGGUACCCAGUGCCCAUCUGCUUCCUGACAUCACCAAUGCGACCAUGGGAACUGGCAGUGAAUAGGCGGCCACCCUCUGCCCCUUUUAACCAGCGCCGUUUCUCAGGGGGACCCUGCAGCAGCCCCGACCACCUCCGGCGAAGCCCCCCUGCCAGGCGUCACUGGGGACGACGCGACCGACCUCUGGCAACCCUGCUGGGCCAGGAUGAGCCCCAGUUGCACCCUGCCUUCCCCCAGCAGCCGCACAUCUCUGUAGAUGAGCCCCGUGCCUACGCUCUCCCCAGCACACCGCCACGAAUGCUUCACCCGGCUGCUCACCCGCCCCACCAGAACCCAUUCAUGGUGGAUCUGCAUGACCAGGUGCACCAGGGACCUGUCCCUCUCUCCUACACGGUUACCACUGUCACGACGCAAGGCUUCCCCAUCCACGCUGGCCAGCACAUCCCUGGGUGCAGCACCCAGCAGCUCCCAGCAUGCUCAGUGAUGUUCAGUGGACAGCACUACCCGCUCUGCUGCCUCCCGCCCCCGCUGAUCCAGGCAUGCGCCAUGCAACAGCUUCCCGUCUCCUACCAGACAUUCCCCCCCAUCAUCUCCAGCGACCAUUACAUCUUGCAUCCACCUCCACCGCCAGUGCCCCCCCACCAGCCUCCCCACAUGGCUCCUCUGGGGCAGUUUGUACCUCUCCAAGCCCAGCACCCACGCAUGCCUCUGCAGAGGAUAGAUAAUGACGUGGACCUGCGAGGGGAGCAGCACCCCAUUGCGGGCUUCACGUACCCCCCAUCCCACCACGCUCCCACACUGUCUCCCUCUGUGCCGCUGCAUUACCUCUCCCACGACCCGCUGCACCAAGAACUGCCAUUUGGCGUGCCAUACCCCCACAUGAUGCCCCGGCGGCUGAACACCCAGCGGUACCGGUUGCAGCAGGCGCUGCCCCCUCCACCUCCCCCUCCACCGCCCCCCCCAUACUACCCGAGCUUUCUGCCCUAUUUCCUCUCAAUGCUUCCUGUGUCACCGACGGCUGUGGGACCCACAAUCAGCCUAGACCUGGAUGUGGAUGAUGUGGAGAUGGAAAAUUAUGAGGCAUUGCUGAACCUGGCUGAGAGGCUGGGGGAGGCCAAGCCGCGGGGACUCACCAAAGCAGAUAUUGAGCACCUCCCGUCUUACCGCUUCAAUCCUGAGAGCCACCAAUCUGAGCAGACUCUGUGUGUCGUGUGCUUCAGCGACUUCGAGGCCCGGCAGCUUCUUCGCGUCCUGCCCUGCAACCACGAGUUCCACGCCAAGUGUGUCGACAAAUGGUUAAAGGCGAACCGCACAUGCCCCAUCUGCCGGGCGGACGCGUCGGAGGUGCAGCGGGAGGCGGACUGAGGCUGGUGGGUGCUGUGCCGCGCAAUUCGCUAGAGGACGAGGACGCUGGGCCGGGGCGGGGGCCACUGCCCGCUGCUAGGGCCUGACCCUGUGCUUACCCCCCUCCCCAAAGCCUCUCCUCGGAUGUGGUGAGCAUUGAGCAGUCCGGGCUUCUGGCCAGCCCUCUUCCUCCCCGCCGGGGCACGGACCCGGCCGGACGCCUGCCCGCUGCCCUCCAGGGGCCCUGAAUCGUGUUGUGCUGGAGGCGGGAGGUGCAUGGCCGCGCCCCUCCACGCUCCAAAGACGCUGUUGUUGCUCCAUCACUUUCCAGGUCUUUGUACUCUGCUAGGGAAUUAGUGGUUCUUCCUUAUGUCACUUUUUUUCCCCAUGGUAGGGUUUUUCCCCUCAUUUCCUUUCCUUUUCUGUUGAGUUUUUGGUUCUGUGGCCGUUUGACCCAGUGGCGCGCAGGCAGCUCCUUCCCUCCGCGUUGCUCACGGAGGACACAGGGAGGAGUGAGGAGUGGCCAGCGUGGGUUUGAUGCUGGCAGCACCCUGAGCCGGGGUGCUGGGACGGCCUCAGGGGCAGCUGAAGGAUGUGGCCGAUGGAGUGCGGCCGAGGUAGAACAUCAGCAACCCUGUGGUGUGGCUGGGGCAGGAAUGCCUCUCCUCGCUACUGUGUACGGUCUGGCGUAGUCUUUCCCGCCUCGGCUGCUCUGGGGCCCCUCCCUCCACAGGGUUAUGGCUCCUUCGGGUCUUUGCCUGAUGGGAGGAUGGUGCUGUCACGGCCCCGGCCCCUCUUUGGUUUCGUUCCCUGUGCCCGGCCAGCAUAGCUCCGGGGGCGGGGCCAUGUGCAGCAUGAGGCAGCCGGGCCUCUGGGAGGGACCCCAGCCCCGUCCCCACGGCCAGGGGCUUGCAGUGGCUCAGGUGUGCCGCCUUGCCCCCGGUUUACGUUGUUUGUCUGUACAUUAAAACAGCUCCACGCCCCUGUCCUGCUGGCCGGACGGUGCGGCACGGUGCCCAGCCAGGGGUCAGUGAGGGGCCGGCUGGGCUGCGGCUGGUGCCCCGGCCCCCGGCGCAGGGGAUUUUUAUCCAUAAUCUGGUGGUGUAUUUUCAGUGCUACCCCUGGCCCUGUCCUGGCUGGUGCGGGAGGAGCUUUGAAGAGCUUCCCUCCCCCCCGCUGCCAUAUCCCCGCCCCUGCCCGUGCGGGGCCAGGGGGGUGUGAUGAGGGAGAAGCCGCCGCAGUGCCCCGCCAUGCCGCCCGGCUCCAGCACUCCCGCGUGGCCGUUGUUUUGCAUGAUUAAUUACCGAGGAGGGUGAUGGGGGGGGGGGGGGCGACGGCGGGGGUUGGGGGGCACGGCCGCCCUCCCCUCGCGGCAUGCGUGUUGCCGAUGCCUGGGAGCCUCCGUGAGCGGACGCCAGCCCUAUGUAAAUGUUCACAAAUAUGCAUGCAUGUCUGA
Molecule: messenger RNA, 3212 nt
Organism: Pogoniulus pusillus (Red-fronted tinkerbird)
Lineage: Eukaryota; Metazoa; Chordata; Aves; Piciformes; Lybiidae
Gene: RNF44
Product: ring finger protein 44
Exons: 12
Coding region: 449-1777 (442 amino acids)
Biological process (GO): protein ubiquitination
Molecular function (GO): ubiquitin protein ligase activity
Source: RefSeq, a predicted model, not a curated record